This is a messenger RNA of Laccaria bicolor S238N-H82, 3081 nucleotides long. RefSeq lists its product as uncharacterized. The transcript has 6 exons. NCBI's taxonomy places the organism in Eukaryota, Fungi, Basidiomycota, Agaricomycetes, Agaricales, Hydnangiaceae. Gene Ontology annotation, cellular component: TRAPPII protein complex; trans-Golgi network. The coding region runs from base 1 to 2787 and encodes 928 amino acids. The record is from RefSeq and is a predicted model, not a curated record. Gene Ontology annotation, biological process: intra-Golgi vesicle-mediated transport.
AUGUCGCUAGAACAGCUCUUCUCCACUUCCGAGCUCAACGUCCUCGUCCCCGACACAACGCUAGAAUUCCCUUCAGAAACGACGGCGGAUGAAUGGCUUUCCAGAGCGAAAUACAGCAAGAUAGAGAGAAAGCAAGCUUUUUUUGAUGAACAGCUGCUAUCGCUCCUUAUGCUUCGUAUCAAGCCACCAGCGCUGUCUGUACCCUCCGAUCCAACGGAUCCUCCAGAAUUGUUGUUGGAGUUUCUUUCGCAUUUACAAGUUUCGUUGGAAGCCACAUAUAUAUCCUCUGUACCACAACCUGGUCCGAACGACACGCCACGGACGCCAGCAUCUCGACUCUCUGCACCACCUCGGACAUCUAGUCUUGGUCCCCCCAAACCAACUCACCGCUAUAGUGCACACCAUCCAUCCAUUUUACCGCCAAGCACCCCACAUCCUAUGCCUUCAACCGUGGAACAAGAUCGAAAGUAUGUAUCCUCCGAGGGGACUCUCUUGUUGGCCAACAUAUGGGGCGCGAAUACAGCAGACGACUCUCCUGAGACGUUCUCCCUUCUUUGGUCUGAAGAGGAAGAGGUGUGGGUUGCCGUUUACCGGCUUUCGUUAACCGUUUCUUUCCUCCGUCUCAACUUCUCAAAUCCAUUGCUUUGCUUGACUGUAUCUGCAACACUUCGAGAUAAGAGGAUUAUCAAUAACGAAAAGCACCCUCUCGCAAAGUAUCUGGCUACCCUUGGCCUCAAGCCCCCAGAAUCUCCUACCACGCCCACUGGAGAAGCACUACCAGAAUCAGAGGAGAAAUUGUUUGAUGGGCUCGAAGAAGUGAACCUUUUAGCAGGUCUUGCAGCUGGGCCGACAUUUGCACGAGCAGACCCACCUCUAAACCUCCCAUCUAUCCGCCUCGGUCAAGUCACGCGCCAAAAACUCUUCUCACUUCCCCCCAUCCUAAUGGACACCCCAGUACCCUCCCCUUCACCAAUGACAGCCGUCCGCAAAUCCCUCCCAACACUCCGAAAAUCCUACCGCCGCACACUCCAAACAGUCUCCGGAUUUCGAGUCCGCAUGCGCACAGUCUUCGUCCCUUACGUUCUCCUCCCAGAAACGGAAGGAACCCUCGCAGAACUCGACGAUACAGAAAAAGAGCGCGAGCGGAGAGAAGCAGGGAGUGCCGAGCGGACGGUGGUACUUUGCGUGGAGAUUGAGAACUCUGGCGAGUCAGGUAUUGGCGCUGGUUUCGUGGUUGAGAAGGUGGAUGUGAAGAUUGGCGGGGAAGGUGCGAAGGCGACGCUUAUUGGCUGGGGAGAUGGUGGCUUUAGUUCGGACGCGGCGAAGAAAACGUUCCCUCUGCGGAUUGGACCUCUGGCACAGUAUAACUUGCUCUAUGCCGUUUCGUUCUUGCGAUCUCCGGAGGAGAUGGAUGCGUUUUCGUUCGCAAGAGCAGCUGGUGUAGGUGGACCUCCUCAGUCUGAUCUCCAACGUGCAGUCACCAUCAAUAUUUUUGGAAAACCUUACAUCCCACCUCGUCCAUCCACGGAGACAUCCCCCUUACUAUACCCUACCAACACAUUCUCCUCACGAUGGAACUGCGUCCUCGACCUCGCAGCACACCAAGCCCAAGCCCUGGACGCCAUGGACGUCUCAGACCCCGCAGGAGGGCACCCCAGCAUCCUUCCUGAACCAGCAUCCCCCUUUCCCAUAUUCGCAACCAACUCCGCCUCCUCCUCCCGCACGCAUUACACUGGCUCCGGCACUCCAACAUACACAGCUGGAUCAACACCUCAAGCCUCUAGCAGGCGGUCCACCUUAACUCCCGGUGGCUACUACGCUGGAAGAUCAAUCAAAGGCCUAACACCAAACCGAUCAGCCAUGUUCCUCCACCCAGGAUUCACCGUAUCCCCUCUGAACUCUGGGAGAUUCUCUACCUCCUCCGUACCCAUCUCCGGUAGCGGCCACAGAUUCCCGACCACUUACAGCGCCCCUCCACCGCCUCCACCACCACAUACACCCGGGGUCCCACCUUCAUCCGCAGGAACGGAAGCAGAAGAGCACCUAGGACCCCCAUUCGACACCCAAACCACACCUCAAACACCAGCAUACCCCGCCUUCCCGCCUAAAUCCACCAUACCCCCCUCCCCCAUGUCCCUUGGCCCCAUCGCCUCACAGACACAAGCCAACGUCGGUCCAAGCGUCGAGAUCCGCAGGGAGAGGGGCGCAGCAGCGGGUGAGAUACCGCGUACACCUGGCCCAUACGUCCCCAGUGCAUUUGGCGAACAGAGGAUGUUGAAUAAACUGCAGAGCGCUGCAGCGGGUGGGGAGAAUAUCGUUGUUUCUGUCGGUUUGCUACCGUUGGAAGUUGCAGGUGAUGGGAAUGGGAAUGGAAAGAGGAGUAGCGUUGUUGGUUCUGUGUUGGGGCCGGGGAAGAUAUACCCUUUGGAUGUGUUCACGUUGGAUAUUUUCGUGUUUAACCAGAGUGGGUGGCCGAGGAGGUUGGAGGUGACGUGUCCUGGGGAGAGAAGACGGGGGAAGGGGAGGAAGGAGGAAGAGAAGAGGAGGAGUGUGAUGGGCGGUGGAUUGGCGAGGAAGAUGGGGUAUCCUGGGGUUUUGGCUAUGGAUAGUCGGGUGCGGAUUGGCCCACUUCGGCCCUCGUCAUGCCAGAGUGUGAGGAUGGACUUCUUGGCCGUGUCACCUGGUGUACACUCGAUUGAUACGCUAACCCUGACAGACGUAGAGACUGGGUUUUCAAUGAACUUGAGGGCGGUGAUGGACAUUGUCGUGCAUGACCCUGAUGAUUAGGAUUUCUUGUUGUGGUUGCCCUAUACCGGAAGCUCGACAUUACAGAUAAUGAUGCGCCGCCUCCAUCGUACGAGGAACGAAGGACUUCCAGUCCGCACGGCGCUCCGUUGAAGUGGAAAGGGACCGAUACGAUCUCCACUUCCAUGUAGCCCGCAACCUGAUAAGCAACGGAUUUCUUGCACAUAUCAGGAGUCAUGGUGGAUUAUCCUCAAGAAAUGGACUGGGUGGAUAGAACAUAUAGUCAAAUGUAUCGCUGGGCUGAUUGAAUGAUAUGAACCACACCAAGAACUUCUG